Molecule: messenger RNA, 1215 nt
Organism: Closterium sp. Naga37s-1
Lineage: Eukaryota; Viridiplantae; Streptophyta; Zygnematophyceae; Desmidiales; Closteriaceae
Source: the annotation of a GenBank genome assembly
AUGGCACUGGAGUUGGCCGCACCGCCUUUGCACGAGCACUUGGCGAAUCCUCCGAGUCGGAAAGCGGCUGGCCGUGAGCAAGAGUGGGGCGGCUGUGACUCACAGCUGUCACUCGGCCGGCAGGAGCUUAGGCUGCGCGGGUUGGCCUCCUCGGAGGAGGUGGCGGCGAAGGUGGUGGCCUCUGAUGGGCACAGCUGGCUCAAGUACGGUCGGAAGAAAGUCCGCCAUUCGGGUGCCACCAGGUGCUACUACAAGUGCAGCAUGUCUAAGGCCAUCCCUCGCUGCCCCGCCAGGAAGACCGCUGACAUCAAAAGCCUCGACUCUAUUCAUGUCACCUACCGAUGCCGCAUCCACAACCACCCCGUAGUUCCCAACCGCCGUUCACCCUACUACCACCCUAACGUUCCCGUUGGCGAUACGAACUGCCGUGCCGACCACCAUAUCAACCUUACGGCUUCACAAGGUGUGGUUGGCCCUGUGGCACCUGGCACCGUUCGACCUGUUGCUUCUGGUGGGGAAUUGAAGGCGCUCGUGCAAUCUUUGCAGCAUGAGAGCGUGGGAGUGAUUGCUUCUGGCAGUAGGACAGACGCUGGUUGUGCUGCUGUUGCUGCUGGUGGUGGUGCUGGUGAUGCUGCUGUUCGGCUUGCCGCUUCUUGUGGCGACUGGGAGGCCCUCGUGCCAGCCUUGCAGCGUGAGAGCGUGGGAGUGACUUCUGGCAAUGGGUCCGACGCUGGUUGUUUUGCUGCUGCUGCCGGUGGUGCUGGUGAUGCUGCUGUUCGAGCUGGUGGCGCAGGUGCUGCUGAUGCUGCGGCUAGUGCUGGUGGUGGUGGUGCUGCUGCUGCUGCUUCUUCUGCUGCUGCUUCUGCUGCUGCUGCUGCUGUUGCUGCUGCUGCUGCUGCUGCUGCUGCUGCUGCUGCUGCUGCUGUUGUUGUUGUUGCUGCUGCUGCUGCUGCUGCUGCUGCUGCUGCUGCUGCUGCUGCUGCUGCUGCUGCUGCUGCUGCUGCUGCUGCUGCUGCUGCUGCUGUUGUUACUGCUUCUUCCGACGGUGGUGGUGCUGCUGAUGCAGAUUGGGCCGCCGAUUUGACAAACGAGGUUUUCUCAUUGCUGGGAGCAAGAUCGCCUUUGGUUCAAGAGCAACAAGAGCUUUUACAGCGGCGCAGUCUCACCCAUGUGGGACUUCUAUCCAAAGAAUCCCUUGCUCGUUAUUCCUUGUGA